This is a messenger RNA of Bactrocera tryoni, 2300 nucleotides long. RefSeq names its product phosphoenolpyruvate carboxykinase [GTP]-like. Gene Ontology annotation, cellular component: cytosol. NCBI's taxonomy places the organism in Eukaryota, Metazoa, Arthropoda, Insecta, Diptera, Tephritidae. The transcript is spliced from 2 exons. Gene Ontology annotation, molecular function: GTP binding; phosphoenolpyruvate carboxykinase (GTP) activity; manganese ion binding. The coding region runs from base 351 to 2285 and encodes 644 amino acids. Gene Ontology annotation, biological process: cellular response to glucose stimulus; propionate catabolic process; response to starvation. The record is from RefSeq and is a predicted model, not a curated record.
GCCAUACAGUUCAGCAGAGAGUAUUGAUGUCUAUAGUAUAGUCCAUUUAGAAUCACACCAUCUGGCAACAAAUCGAGACAUAAAACGCUUCUAACUACACUUCACACGGAAAUAACAGAAUAUCUUUAAAGUCAAGACGAAGGUGUGGUGUAUAAACAAAAAACCGAAAACUAUUUAUAUGUAUACAACACUUGCAUAAGGCGCUGUAAGAGAAAUAAUAAAAUCUUUAAUGCUAUUACAAUAAGGAGAAAUAACAAUUUAAAUUUAAAUUUAAUUUUGUACGAAAUCAACGAUUGCUCUUACGAAAAAUACCAAAUCGAUAAACCAAAAUCUUAGCAAACAGAAAUAAAAUGCUUAUCAACAAUGUAUUCAAAUUAAUGAGUAGCAGCUGGAAGCUAUUAAACACACCAAAAGUGUUCUACUUAAUUUCGCCCGUUGCCUCAAGACGUGCAUUGUCUGUGCAGUAUGGCAAUUACGGUCUUCUCACAGCUGGUGCCAAAGCUUACUUGAAUAAAUGCGUUCAUUUAUGUCAACCAGAUCACAUACAUAUAUGUGAUGGAAGUGAAGAUGAGAGCAAGGUAUUGCAAGAAUUGAUGCUGAAGCAGGGGACCAUAACUCCGCUUAAGAAAUACAAUAACUGCUGGCUUGCCCGAACUAAUCCGGCAGACGUUGCUCGCGUUGAAUCCAAAACGUUUAUAUGUACUGAUCGCAAGGAACAAGCUGUACCCGUCACUCCAAUUUCUACCGUUGGCGCACUUGGCAACUGGAUUUCGCAAGCUGAUAUGGAGCAAGCUGUUCAAGAGAGGUUUCCUCAGUGUAUGAGAGGCCGAACAAUGUAUGUGAUUCCAUUUUCAAUGGGCCCUGUGGGAUCUCAGCUAUCAAAGAUUGGCAUUGAAGUUACCGAUUCCCCUUAUGUUGUAGAAUCAAUGAAGAUUAUGACUCGUGUUGGAAAUCAAGUCCUAGAAAAAUUACAAAGCAAGGGUAAUGAGUUUGUGAAAUGUUUACAUUCAGUGGGUACCCCGAAAGACGGAAUAAUUACGGUACCUUCUUGGCCAUGUGAUCCUGAACGCACAAUCAUUCUUCAUAAGCCUGAUACCAACGAGAUCUUGUCUUAUGGGUCCGGAUAUGGUGGUAAUUCUUUACUAGGUAAAAAGUGCUUUGCAUUGCGUAUUGGUAGCACUAUUGCGAAACGCGAAGGUUGGUUGGCCGAACAUAUGCUUAUAUUAGGUAUCACGAAUCCGAAGGGCAAAAAGAUAUAUAUCGCAGCUGCGUUUCCAUCAGCUUGUGGUAAAACAAAUCUAGCUAUGAUGACUCCAACACUGCCAGGUUACAAAGUGGAGUGUGUCGGUGAUGAUAUAGCCUGGAUGAAAUUCGAUAGCGAAGGUGUGCUGCGAGCAAUAAAUCCCGAAAAUGGCUUCUUUGGGGUUGCCCCAGGUACUUCCAUGUCAACAAAUCCUAUUGCAAUGAAGACCAUUUUUAAUAACACUAUUUUUACAAAUGUGGCAUCUACUUCGGACUGUGGGGUUUACUGGGAGGGAAUGGAAGAGACAAAUAUUAAUAAUGUUAUAGUAACCGAUUGGAUGGGUAAGCUAUGGUCUAACCAAUCCGAUAAACCAGCAGCGCAUCCAAAUUCUCGUUUUUGUACACCCGCUAUUCAGUGCCCCAUUAUUGAUCCAUCCUGGGAAGAUCCACAAGGUGUACCUAUAAGCGCAAUCCUAUUCGGUGGUCGUCGCCCAAAAGGUGUUCCACUAGUAUACGAGGCCCGUAGUUGGGCACACGGUGUAUUCAUAGGUGCAGCAAUGCGCAGUGAAGCCACAGCAGCCGCCGAGCAUAAAGAAAAAGUAAUAAUGCAUGAUCCAUUUGCAAUGCGUCCUUUCUUUGGUUACAACUUUGGGGAUUAUCUCAAGCACUGGCUGAGUAUGGAAAAAAGAGGAAGAGUACCGAAAGUUUUUCAUGUUAACUGGUUUCGUAAAAGUACAGAUGGAAAAUUUUUAUGGCCAGGUUUUGGUGAUAACUGUCGUGUUUUGGACUGGAUUUUCAGACGUGUGCAUGAGGAUAGUUGCUUUGUAGACAGUCCUAUUGGUUAUUUGCCUAGCGAAGGUGGGCUGAAUAUAACAGGACUACAACCAACAGUCAACCUAAAUGAACUUUUUGACGUACCUAUUGGCUUCUGGCAAAAAGAAGUCAAUGAAAUUGAACAGUACUUUAAAAUGCAAGUAGGUGAGUUUCUACCAAAAUCAAUAUCCCAGCAAUUGAAUGAAUUAAAGAAGCGCUUAAAUAAAUGAUAAUGCCAGAAUAAA